Messenger RNA from Entelurus aequoreus (snake pipefish), 2320 nucleotides. Its product is annotated as semaphorin-7A-like. The record is from RefSeq and is a predicted model, not a curated record. Gene Ontology annotation, biological process: integrin-mediated signaling pathway; positive regulation of ERK1 and ERK2 cascade; negative regulation of axon extension involved in axon guidance. Gene Ontology annotation, molecular function: semaphorin receptor binding; integrin binding; chemorepellent activity. The transcript has 14 exons. Lineage: Eukaryota; Metazoa; Chordata; Actinopteri; Syngnathiformes; Syngnathidae. The coding region runs from base 60 to 1931 and encodes 623 amino acids.
UGUUUGUGUUGACGACCACGUCUCUCAUUUCAGUGACUUCUUGAUGCCUUUCUAUCAACAUGGACCACAUUCCAAGCGUGUUUUAUUUCCACGUCUUCCAUUUUUGGCUCCUCUCCAGUGGGACUCGACUGGACUCGACGCUUUCCCCGAGGAUGGUUUUCACUCACGAAGAGACUUCGCUACAAAGUGUGACGUUACCUGCUGCCCAACACCCGCUUGUACGGAUUCUUCUGGGACAAGAGCGGGACACACUCACAGCUGUUGGAAAACGAUAUCUGCUUUCGGUCCACUUCCAAAAUCCUCCCAAGACUGUGGAAAGGAAGUUGCUGUGGGCCGACUGCGAAACAUCGCCAAGCAAUUGUGACUAUGAGGUCGUCGUGGCGCUCAAGAGGGAGGACGGCAGCCGGUUGGUUUUGUGCGGGACCGACGGCCUGGAGACGAUUUGCUGCGACACGAAGCCUUUGGAGGAUUCUCCCACAUGCAGACCCGCUGACGACCUGCAGAGCAUACGAGGAACCAUCAGGAGCUUUAUUGUGAAGGACGGUGAACAUUCCGCUCUCGUUGAAUCAACAAUUGGUUCCUCCUCACUCUAUGUCACGUACUCGGGCUCCCGGGACUACGUAGGCAUCCACAAGUUUGGCAAAAACAGAGUUGGACCUGCAAACCACGAUAAAGAGCAGCACUACUUGGGAGUGUUGUUUAGCAGACGGCGAGAAGACCCUUUGCAGGACCAAGUGUACGCCUUCUACAAGGAGAGGAACCAAGACACCAGCUUCUUCAGCAGCACGUGGACCCCGUACGUCACACGGGUGUGCGUGGCGGAUAUGGGCGGGCCCAAGAACAACCUGCAGUUCACGUGGACCUCACAGAUGAGCGCCAGGCUGUUUUGUGGCGACCAGGACAGCAGACAGAGCUUCUUCCACCUGGUGGACGUGUCGACCGUGCCCGCGGACCGCUGGCAGGACACCCGCGUGUAUGCGCUCUUUCGGAAUGAAUGGAACAUGAGCGGCGUGUGCGUGUACGCCAUGCAAGACAUCCACAGCAUCUUCGCCAGCUCGCCGUUUAAAGGCAAGGGCCAACAGAGAAGCCGGCCGAGGGAGUGUGUUGCAGACAGCACAUCGCUCCCUAUGGAUGUCCUGAAGAUGAUCCAGACGACCUCUGAGAUGGAGCAGUGGGUGUGGCCUAUGAACAAAUCCGGACCACUUCUGCUCAGUCACCACGUGUAUACUCACAUCUACGCCGAUGCUGCGGUCUCAAGGGAAAACCCGGUUCUCUUUCUGUCCCUCCUUAGUGGAACAGUUCACAAAGUGGUGCAGAACCAGAAACGGGCUUUCGUCGUUGCAGAAUAUACACCUUUUAACCACAGAACCCACAUCAGCAGCAUCCUCCUCCAUCUUUCCUCUAAGAAGCUCUACGUGAGCUCCAACAGUCAGCUGGUCCAAGUAGAUGCGGCCGACUGCGCCCGCUACGGAAAAACGUGCGAGGAGUUGAUGUUGGCCCGAGACCCUUACUGCCCUUGUGCCACAAAGACCAGUGCAGACUUCAUCAUGGAAGAUGAGACUUCUGGAAAUGACAACAUCUGCACAACUCCGACUUCUCUUCACCUCAGUAAAGACGAGGUCAUGGUGCCACUCGCUCCCGAGUCCAAGUACUUCCUGCGGUGCCCGACGUCGUCUCGCCACGCCCACUACAAAUGGUGUCACCAGGGCGAGCAGACGCCCUGCGACUGGAGCCAAAGUGACUGCCUCCUCCUGAUUGACAGCAUGGGCCCCCGGCACGAAGGGCGGUACGAGUGUGUGUCUGAGGAGGGGCCCUACAGGCGCGUUCUGACCCGCUACCGGCUGCUGCUCAGCGAAAGCUCGCUGCGUCCCUCGGUGAGUCCGCUCCUCGCGCUUUGUCUGCUGACUGCCCUCACCUGGACCCGCUCCUGAAAAAUAUGAAUAAGGAUGAAAAGAACAAACAUGAUAAACAGUUAUGGAGGAUGCACAGAACUUUUUCAAUUCCUACAAAAUGGCAAGUGUUACUAUACGUUUAUUAGGGCUGUGCCUUAAAAGAUUAAUAUAUUCUUUAUCUUUAGAUGAGCUAAUUUAUACGGAAAAAUAAUAUUCCGUUUGUUACAUGAUGCUUGUUACCAUAGUUGUCAUGCCAGAGUUUGGCCACUAGGAUGCUUUGAUCUUAUCUGUUAUUGUUGUUCAGAGUUAACUGUGAAGCACAAUCAAAUCACUUUUGGUAGAGUUUGUCAAAUGUUGACAUGUUUUUUUGUUUUGUUCCAAAUGAGGUAAAAUGUAUACCAUUUAAAGUAUUAAAAAACUAAGAAGAA